AUGGUUCCUGAUAAGAAAGAGGUCGCCAAAAAAGAAACUCCUAAAACGACAAGUCGCCAAGGAAAAAAGGAUACUCCGAAGCAGGCAAAGGAGAAGGAAAACACCGAAGAGGAUAAUACUCCUAAGCAAACCAAAGCAGGGAGAACUGGAAGAUCAACUGGAAAGCGGAAGACUUUGGAUACUCCUGAAAUCACUCAGGACAAGGAGACUGUGGAAAGCGAGAAUCCACCUAAACGUCGCAGCACCAGAACCACUAGGAGCACCCGUUCUAUGGCAGAUAGUGGAACUCCAUCCCCCGAGAAGGAAAAACCCGAAAAACUUCCUUUCAUCAAGUACAAGGGGGCCAUAAAAUAUUAUACAGAGAGUCAAGACAUUGCUGCUUCGGCCGACGAUGUCAUGCAAUGGGUAGAUAAACAGAAGGAGGAAGUUGUACCUAUGGCUUUUGACAUGGAGUGGCCAUUCUCCUUUCAAACCGGACCAGGAAAGACCUCAGUCAUUCAGAUAUGCGUAGACGAAAAAUGUUGUUAUAUCUACCAGCUGACCAACGUAAAGAAACUACCAUCGGCUCUGGUGGCCCUUAUUAAUCAUCCCAAAGUGCGACUACAUGGAGUUAACAUUAAGGCUGAUUUCCGUAAAUUGCAAAGGGAUUACCCCGAAGUAUCCGCCGAUGCGUUGAUCGAAAAAUGUGUGGACUUGGGCGUUUGGUGCAAUACGAUUUGUGAAACUGGCGGUCGCUGGAGCUUGGAACGUCUAGCCAACUUUAUAUGCAGAAAGGCUAUGGAUAAAAGCAAGAAAGUGCGCAUGAGUAAGUGGCAUGUCAUCCCGCUGGACGAGAAUCAACUUAUGUAUGCCGCCAUCGAUGUCUACAUUGGUCAAGUUAUUUAUCGGGACUUGGAACAGCGAGAAAAAACAAAACUCAAAAAUGAAGAGAAAUUUAAAGAAGAAAACGGCGAAACUGCCUUUAAAGCAGUAAAGGCCUUGGGCGAGAAAUUUCUGUCAAAAAUGAACGAGGUGGCGUUGUGAAAGGUUUUGGACACGGCCCGUUUUCAGUGCACAUUUGGGAAAUUUUUGAUCUUAUACAUUUAGUUUGCAUUACUAGGAUAUUUUUACCAAUUUCAUAAGAUUUUACAAAUUAUUCCAUUGUUAAUUUACUAGACUUUCAAUUGAAUAUGUAAUGAUAAGAAAACUUUAUACAUUUAUACAAAAAGCAUGUUAAUCUUGUAUGCGUCUUCAUUAGUAUCUUAUUGUUGUUCA
Messenger RNA from Drosophila bipectinata, 1254 nucleotides. RefSeq names its product WRN exonuclease (gene WRNexo). Gene Ontology annotation, molecular function: 3'-5' exonuclease activity; nucleic acid binding. Gene Ontology annotation, biological process: nucleobase-containing compound metabolic process. NCBI's taxonomy places the organism in Eukaryota, Metazoa, Arthropoda, Insecta, Diptera, Drosophilidae. The record is from RefSeq and is a predicted model, not a curated record.